Messenger RNA from Malania oleifera, 911 nucleotides. RefSeq lists its product as uncharacterized. Bases 100 to 816 code for a protein of 238 amino acids. The transcript has 3 exons. The record is from RefSeq and is a predicted model, not a curated record. NCBI's taxonomy places the organism in Eukaryota, Viridiplantae, Streptophyta, Magnoliopsida, Santalales, Ximeniaceae.
AUAUGUGCAUGGGUGUGUGAGAGCUCGGAACACAGAGAGCUAUUAUAGUGUCAUAACAAAGUAGUGUUUGGCAAUCCUAUCGACUCCACUAGGAAAAAAAUGUCAGAAUAUGCAGGAAACACAAUAACUCAGAAUGAUAGGGAGAUGGUGGCUCUUAACAUGAAAUGCAACUCAAAAGAUGACGAAGACCCAAAUCUUGAGCAGUAUGUGCAAAAGUUAACGAAGGAAAUGGAUGAUAAUUGCGAAGUGAGCACGGUGUGCUUCUUUUACAACUUCACGGGGGACACAGCGACCUUUGUUGAUAGCAAGGUGUGGGAUAUCCCUGCCGUGGCUCCUCCGUGCAGAGACAUUAAAGAUGGGCGGAGGCUUUUUUUCUUGCACAGAAGAACCCUUGGAACUGCUGUUGUGUAUCGUGGUAAGAACGCAACUGAAGAUGAGUGUGAUUGGAUGCUUGCUUGGUCCAACCUACAACAGGAUCACAAGCCUGUCAACAAGGUUUAUACUGAAAUUAAUGAAGCUCAUCACUACGACGAUGAUCAUGUUUGGAAGGCAAUUGCUCGACACUUGUACGAAUCUGGGCAGAGCAGCACCGCCACGUGGAAUGGAUGCACGUCAACUUUAGAGAUAAAAGACAUGGGCUGUAGCCGUACCCUCACUGCAUUUCUCAAGCACACGCCCACCUCUCCCUACAAGAAAAUAAAUAUACUAAUGAAUAAUAAAAUGCCCAUAUAUAUAUAUAUAUAUAUAUAUAUAUAUAUAAUGGUAUAUAAUAAAAUGUCCAUGUGUGUCUCUCGGCCGCCCAUGGUCCGUGGUUAAAGCUUGCAACUUACAUGUUGCAUGUUUCGAACUCGAAUCUUAAAGAGUGGGGUGAAAAGAUAUGAAUGGGGAAAGAGUUGGCUCCUCUUGUACAA